AUGGCUUCCUUGUUCAGUCCAAUGAGCAUCGGCCACUGCCACUUGAGCCACCGUCUGGUGAUGGCGCCGCUGACACGGCUCCGUGCAGCUGAAGACAAUGUGCCGCUGCCCAUGGUCGCGGAAUACUACAGUCAGCGCGCCGGUGUCCCGGGGACCCUGCUCAUCGCGGAAGCCACUGCUAUUUCCCUCGCCGCCGCAGGGAGAGACGUCAAUGCUCCUGGCAUCUGGACCGAAGAGCAGAUCGAAGGCUGGAAGCAGGUCACCAGCGCCGUGCAUUCCAAGCAGUCGUUUGUGUUUCUGCAACUGUGGCACGUGGGCCGGGCGGCGCGACAAACAGCACUACAAGCGAAGGGCAUUCCGAUGGUCAGCAGUAGCGAUAUCCCGAUCGAGGAGGGAGGCGUGGCCCCGCGGCCCAUGACCGAGGAGGAAAUCGAGCAGUGCAUCAAGGACUUUGGGACGGCGGCACGGAAUGCCGUCGGAGCAGCCGGGUUCGACGGCGUCGAGAUCCACGCCGCCAAUGGAUAUCUGAUCGACCAGUUCCUGCAGGAUACGUGCAACAGGCGCACUGACAGCUGGGGAGGCAGUGUUGAGAACAGAUCGCGGUUCUGCCUGCGUGUCGUCGAAGAAGUCGUCAGACAGAUUGGCCCGGCCAGGACGGGGAUCCGUCUCUCUCCGUUCAGUCCCUUCGCGGGGAUGGGCAUGGCGGAUCCGAUCCCACAGUUCACCAACCUCAUUCGAGGCUUGAAGCCGUUCCAGCUGGCAUACCUACACCUCGUUGAGCCGCGGGUCGCUGGAAACCAGGACGUGCACCCCAGAACGACGCAGAACCUGGGAUUUGCGGUGCAAGAAUGGGACAAGUCCAGGCCCCUGCUACUGGCGGGAGGCUACGACGGCGAACGAGCGAAACGAGCUGUCGAACACGAUUAUAAAGAUCGGCAGGUGGCAAUUGUCUUUGGCAGACAUUGGAUCUCGAAUCCCGACUUGCCUUAUCGGCUGAAGCACGGUCUCGAGCUAUCACCCUAUGACAGAGGAACUUUUUAUGCUGUGAAGCAGGCGCAUGGCUACACAGACUAUCCGUUCUAUGAGGACUUUCCGGAUGCGCGGCAGAAAGUCAUUUCCGCUUCGUGAUUACAUGGUUGCAAGAUGCAACCAAGAAGGAGAUUGAUGUGAAACUUCCAAUGGAGGUGGU
Messenger RNA from Exophiala xenobiotica, 1189 nucleotides. RefSeq lists its product as uncharacterized. Bases 1 to 1128 code for a protein of 375 amino acids. NCBI's taxonomy places the organism in Eukaryota, Fungi, Ascomycota, Eurotiomycetes, Chaetothyriales, Herpotrichiellaceae. The transcript has a single exon. Gene Ontology annotation, molecular function: NADPH dehydrogenase activity; FMN binding. The record is from RefSeq and is a predicted model, not a curated record.